This is a messenger RNA of Panthera uncia (snow leopard), 1791 nucleotides long. RefSeq lists its product as uncharacterized. The transcript is spliced from 6 exons. The record is from RefSeq and is a predicted model, not a curated record. Lineage: Eukaryota; Metazoa; Chordata; Mammalia; Carnivora; Felidae. Bases 1 to 1542 code for a protein of 513 amino acids.
AUGACUGCCGGCGAAUGCAAAUGGCUAGCCCGUCUCAGCCGCCUGCCUCCGCUCUGCCGCCGGCUGCGGGCGGAGGCCCCGGGAGCCGCUGCCGCCCGACCUGACGAACCGCCCGCGGCAGGGCCGGCGCCUCCUCCCGCGCCCCCGCGCGCCGCCGGGACCCCGGACCCCCCGCCCGGCGCGGGCUUUGAGGGCCGCGGGGGAGGUUGUCGACAUCUGAGAAUUGAGGUCAGGAGGAUAGCAAAUAAUUCCUUUGGUUUUGCAAAUAAUUUGAAGCUCGUGGAACUGCUUGCACAAAAACAGAUGUAUUUCGACCUCAUCUCUGUGAGUCGUAGACCACACAAUCCAGAACGACAGCCCUCUAAUUUGGUACCUCGGGUCUCCUCAGAUCCCUGUUUUCAUGACACGUCCCAGCAGUCCAGGCCAACCCAGGGUGCGAGGAGCGUCCCUGACAAGGUGCUUCUCCCCCACACUCCCAUUCAGCACAAGAAGGGACAAACAGAAGAGCACAGCUACAAGGCAUCGCUGGCCAUCAUGUCACCCUCACGACAUUCGGAGCGCACCGGCUUCGCCCCAGCCUCGCCGCGACCCCGGGGCGUUCGCCGCCCCCCCCGUACCCCCAGGCCUCGUCGCCUCCAGGCCGGGCGGCACGUCGUCGCCCUCUCUCCGGCCGGCCGGCGGGGCCGGGGGCCGCAGCGCCGCGAGCAUCUUGCAGAACAAAGACUCAGGUCUAGACGGGGCAGCGCCGCCGCCGCCGCCGCCGCCGCUGCCGCCGCCUCCUCCCCCGGCUGCGGCUCCCGCGCGGCCGACCCCGACCCAACCAUCCCCAAACCCACCAGAACGGCGGAGUUGCGGCUCCACGCGCGCUCCCAAACCCAGCGGGGCCCCAGGAGACCACCGAGCCCGGAGGCCCGCGGUGGGGACGUCGCUAUUCAAAGCUCCCCCCGCCCCUCCGACACCAAACCCACCCUCCGAGGCCCCUCUGCAUUUUUAUGUUUUAUUAUUGUUUUUCAAGCAGCCAGAGUCGUCAUUUUCACAUUGGGAAGGGAGCCUCGUGGUGCCCACGUUGGCAGCAGGUGGGGCAGGGGAGAGGGCGCUGCAGGUUUGUGCUGUAAAUCGCUGUCUUUUUGCGGCCGUUGUUCCCACUCGCCACCCACCGCCCCCCUCCACCCGGGUUUUCUUUUUUUUUUUCUCUCUCUCUCUCUCUUUCUUUCCGCAGCGCAGUUGCUAUGGGUUACCAGGGCGGUUGCCAUGGGUUACCGGACCGAGGCCGGCUGGCUCGCUACCUGCCACCCAGUCGCCGCCGCAGCCGCCGCCGGCGGAGCGCCCGGGCGGGAGGAGGCGGGAGCGCGCGUGUACGGGACGCGGCGCGGGGGAGUGUGCGCGGGCCGCCGAGGCGCCGCAGCCAACGGGCGGCCGAGGGUGCAGCGGCGGGAGCGCCACCGCCAGUGGGGUGGGGGCAAAGCUAUAAAGAAGACCCAGAGAAGUCCUUGGAAUUUUGGAGAAAGAGAAAAUGAUCAUUACCAGAGUUGGCGCAGCUGAAAUAAAUGACUGUCCAAGGCAGUGUUCAUAACAAUGAUCCAGAAAAGUUUCCAACAAGAGUGAACAGCAAUUGUGUCUGACUUAAAGGGACAAUGGUGACUCGUUUGUGAGAUGCAUACGGCAAAGAACAGAGUCAAAAUCCUUAGUAAAUAUUUCAAAUUUUAAAAUGUUGCUUACCUACAUCCUUCUAAAAUUUUUGAAUUCCCUCUAUUAAAAUGUAUUUCUUAUGACCUUUAUUUGCAAAGAAAA